This is a messenger RNA of Alternaria arborescens, 885 nucleotides long. RefSeq lists its product as hypothetical. The transcript has 3 exons. Bases 1 to 885 code for a protein of 294 amino acids. The record is from RefSeq and is a predicted model, not a curated record. Lineage: Eukaryota; Fungi; Ascomycota; Dothideomycetes; Pleosporales; Pleosporaceae.
AUGGCUUUCAAUCACCCAAUUCCUUCUAUACCUCAAUCUGACGCUACUGUAACGGUUCGAAUCAUUGAUACUGGUUCAAGAGCUAGUAUUUCUGCUUCUGAAUUCUUCGAGCCUACCAUACCUGGCCAUGAAGUUCUCGCCAAUUCACCUGCCUAUCCUUUUCUCACCGAACACGGUUCAGGCCGCAACGUCAUAUUUGACCUUGGUAUCCGCAGGGACUGGCGCAACAUUUCUCCAGCGCUGCCCAAGAUGUUCAAGCCAGCAGGCGUAGAGAUUCAUGGAGAUAAGGACGUCGUCGAUGUUCUAGAGGAGGGUGGCGUAAAGAAAGAGGAUAUUAAUGCUGUGAUAUGGAGGGAUCGCCCACUGCGUGGGAUCGACUUCGGCACGGAUGGGGUUUUGAAGCUAAGGCGCUUUAAUGCCUUAGACUAUUUCGAGGAUGGCAGUCUCUACCUGCUCAAUGCGCCACGGCACACUAUAGGACACAUCUGCUCACUGGCUCGCACCACACCAACGACCUUCAUUUUUAUGGGAGGCGACGUCUGUCACCAAUGCGGCGAGUUUCGCCCAACCGAAUACUUACCUAUCCCGACAACCUUAUCUCCAUCCCCCACCACAAACUCUCCGUUUACUCCGAAUAGCCUCUGUCCAGGCUCUGUACUCCGAGCCAUUCACCCUCAGGAGUCAGCCACAAAGCCAUUUUAUAGGGUCAAGGAAGGCCAGCAUCUUCUCCAGGAAUUCGUGGAAACGCAGAAGACACUGGAAAAGAUGACCGAGUUCGACGCUGAUGAGAACGUGCUUGUGGUUAUAGCUCAUGACCGUACCUUGUUGGAUGUCCUAGAGUUCUACCCAGCCAAUGCAAACUCUUGGAAGGAAAAAGGAUGGUGA